CGAAGCAAGCCGUCUCCAAGACGACGUUGACUGCAGGUGUGUGAAGGCCUGUGUGUCAGACUGACACGGCACAGUCGAUACCUUAUCAAAACAUUGGAUUAGUGCACAAUUGUCUCGGUGCUAAACCCGUAACAUUGAGGACUAUCAUCGUCUUUUGUAGUUACCAGCCUGUUCAAGAUGGUGUUGACAGACUUGCCGUUCAAUCGUCACCCCCUAAUGCACAGCCGCUACAUGUCUAUCAAGCGGCCUGGGAGCCCUCCACCAGAUUCAGAUGAGGAGGAUGAAAAAUCAAAAGAAGCCAAGGAAUAUGCUGCCUUCCUAAAGGAGACAGAGAGAAAGUGUGGACCAGAUGGCUUUUUGGAUUCCUCCAAGUACACUCAUACAUUUAAUGUAAAGGAAGGCAAGUCACCAAGGAGCCCAGGAGCCACACCACGCAGUGUCGUAGACUUGGCCCAGAAAAUUGAACAGGACCAGAAGGACUAUGAAAAGCGCAUCCGAUUAGUGGAGGAUCACAUGUGGCAACACAAGCAGGAGGAGCGAGAGCUGAAGAGAGUUGAAGGAGAUAUUAUCAAAAAUCAAAGAUCUGUCAGGAGGUCAUUGAAAGAUUUUGAACAAGCUAUUGCUAAGAAAAGAUUUCUAGAGGAUCGCAAGUUUAACCAAGGAAUGGAAAAAUACACUAACUUGCAGCGAGAUCAUGUUCACCAGAAAGAGGAGCUUACAAAACAAAGAACUGAAAAAUCAAUUAGUUUUGAUAACUCUCUCAAGGAUAAGGGAAGAAAAGUUGAGCUAGCCAAGUCAGAUCUUGCUCGUAAGUAUAAAAGCAAAAUGAGUGAGAUGGAACUACGAAGAAUAGAACUGAUGAAAAUUCAACAAGAAUUUGAUCUGAAGAUGAAAAAGAAAGAGGAAGAGCAGUUUCGGCUAAAGCAAGAGCUAGCAGAACUGUCCAUAUCUUUAAAUAUGGAGGCUCAGAAAGGCAGAUCUAUCAAGGAGGAUGCCCAGAGAGAUAGCAAGAAGGAGAACAAGCAGCGAAUAGAUGAAGAUCUGACAAUGCAAAGGACUUUAGAUCACAAACUGACGAAAAGUGAUUCCAAUGUAAAAACAGCUCUGAUGAACCGCCGUAAACUGAGUGCAGAUCUCACCCUGACCAAGGCUCACCUCAAUUUGAAAGGAAGAGAAGAGGGGCGCCAUUUACAAGACACACAGAUUAGACUUGAGGACAACAGCAAUAUUCAACGCCAGCUCAAUCAGGCAGCACUCCAUGCAGAGUUAGAUCUCAAGGCCAAGCAAAUUGAGCAGAACUUACAUGCUCAUGAUGCCAGAAAAGUAUCAAGACUGAGGCAAGCAGUGAAGGAGAAGAAGGAAAAGAGUGAGAUAAUGGAGAACCAGUACUCAGAGAGAUUCCAGAAAAGGUUUAUUGAGGCAAGACGAAGGGAACAUGAAGACCAUCUUAGACAUUUUCAGAAAACAGUAACUAAAGCAGAAGAGUAUGAGCACAGCUUAUACAAUAAAGUACGAGAGGCAGAGUAUGCCAGGCAGAAACAGGAACAAACGGUGCGCAGACUACAGAACAAGCUUCUGGAAGCUAAGAGGAAGAAUGCUGUGAAACUAAAAGAAGAGAUGGUGACCAUUCAGAAACUGGAGGAGGAGUUACAGCAGGAACUGGUCAGGGAGAAGGCAGCACUGGAUAAGGUGCAUGCCAGGAGAGAAGAGAGUUACAUACAGCUACAGAAACACAGACAAACCAUGCGGGAGGACAAACAUAACCUCAACGAACAUGAGCGUGAGCACAUGCGCUUGCUGAGGGUGGGAGCAAAAUCUGAAACAUUUCUCACAGAGAGCUAUUGACAAUCAGCAUGCAUAACAUAAACAGCGCUCUGAAUUCCUAGGUGAUGUUAUGAAAUUGCCAAGUAUUGAAAACAAUAAUGAAAUUUUGCUCAAUAAGAAAAAAAAUCCACAGGUAUAUGGGCAUGUUUACCUUAAUGCUUUCUGUAAAAGGCACACAAAAACUGACCUCAUCAAAUAUGUUGUGAUGCAUACACAGGUCAAGGGUCAGCUCACCAUAUUAUCUCAGUGUGAUUAUUCUCGAUUGUCCAUACAAAAUAUAUGUCUUCACGUCUGUGUGUCACAUGUAUUCUCCUUCAGGGGUCUGGGACCAUUUCAUCCCAGACAGGUGUCUGUCAGUGGGCAAGCCAGUGAAAAAGACGGGAAAAAAUUACACAGUUUGCAAGUCUUAAGUGACCCAACCAAGGAGAACAUUGCUCGCUGCCAUAUCCUCCAUAAAUUACCACAUUUCAGUUUGUAAUAAUGGCUGUCUGUGCUGUGUGGCUGGAGGGGGUUGAAGGGUUGGAUGGAGACAUCUUCCUGUCCAUCAUAUCGGGGAUUUUGGUCAUAUUGGCACAAACCCUUUUUUGACCAGUAGUGAAAAGUCUGAUCCAACAGUGGCUGGAUAGAAUGAGAUAAAUGGGUCUCAGUCAUACACGUCAUUGAGGUCCCAAAUAAAAAUUCAGUUCCAGUAAGUUAACUUGGCUGAGGGUGGAGCUUUCUGAAACUUUUCAUGUCCAUGUAGUAGAAGCAAGACAAGGUAUCAAUCAAUUUUAUUUCAAUUGAAUGCAGUCAACUUUCAUAACACAAUCUGCCCAUGUUGAAAUAUACUAGUGAUGUUGUGUCCAGAUAUUUUAAGCUGUAAGGAUUCAAGAGAGAGAGAGAGAGAGAGAGAGAGGAAUACUUUUUUUUAUUUUGCAAAAUGAGAAAAAAAACUUCUCAAUCAGUGCCUCUUCAAAAUGAAGUCUUAAAUUCUCACAAUGGUGAAAAAAGUAAAUAGUAAAACUUUUAAAAGAUGGGUAAUUGGAACUAGAGUGUGGGUAUAAUUCUGAUAGAUAAAAGAGUGAGGAAAAAUGUGUUCAAAAUAGCACACCAUGUGUGUAUGAAGUUGUAGCUUCAGCUGGCUGGCCCUGUGGUGACAGGUUAAGUGGUAGGCCCAUCCCACCUUGUUAUUCCUGCACAGACAGUGUGGCAGGGUCAAAUAACUUGUCGUCAUGGUUAUCAGGCCCCAACCACAGCGCGGACCCUCACCUGAUAACAACCUCGAUAGUGUCAGCACAGACUUAACAUUUCUUAACAGUUAAUUUAAGUCAUCGAUCAUUAAGAGAUUUAGGAAAUAUUUGUGUGAGGAACGGUGUCCAUUAAGUGACAACCUGUGUCUUAUUUUGAGGUCACCUUUUGUUUAGGAAUGAAGCAUGCAGAUAGGUUUUGUGGUGUAGGAGGAAGCCAUGUUUUCUUCAACCCUCCCCCAUCCCCAUCUCAUCUCAGUUUCUUUGAUAUUGAUGUCCUGUAUUAAAUGCAUGAUAUUACAUCAAAUUCUAGAUCUGUGAGAACAUUUAGGUAACUUUAAAAAGGUGUGGCCUUGAUGUGUAACUGAAAUCUCCCAAGGAUGUUACCUUUUCAUUGUACCAAUGCUAUUUUAAUUCACCAAUCAAAUGUCUUUUUUCCAGUGAUUAUACUGGUAUAUGUGUCCUUAUUAUACUAUUAUGCCAAACAAUUAAUACUUUAUAUAUAUAUAUAUAUAAAUUACACCAGACACAAUAUAAAUGGACAUUUUAUUUAUUAUUCAUCCCCACCCAAACUCACCUACACUCACUACAUCAACAUGUAAAACCCUCAACGGCUUAUAUCAUUUUUGUUGAAUUUACAUUAAAUCAUGUUUUAGAAAAUCAUUUUAAUCAUAAAUCAUCAGUUGUUUGCUACAUACUGUACAAAGGUACUAGUAUCACUUUAAUGAUCAUGUCAUGAUUUAGAGGUAGUUGACAAUCAUAAAGUUCUAAGACUGAGGGCAUGUCUACAAUAUUUGAAACAAUGGUGCGUCGCCGUAGAGAACUUAAAGAUUACUGGUACAGUGUACCCUAGUAGUAUGUAAUGCUUAUAAUUGAUUAAGUUUUUCAUGCUAUACUAAUGCUGAAUUAUUAUUCAUGAAUUUUACUGUUUUUAUUAGAUUUUUAUUAUAUAACUUUCUUUUCUCUUUUAUUUUGAUACAAGAUCUGUUAUUUUGGCGAUGAAUUUGAAAUUUGUUGUAAGAUUGAAAAAAGUGAAACGUGUGAAUAAACAUUGUGUUUGAACGCAAUAAUUUUUGAA
Molecule: messenger RNA, 4128 nt
Organism: Lingula anatina
Lineage: Eukaryota; Metazoa; Brachiopoda; Lingulata; Lingulida; Lingulidae
Source: RefSeq, a predicted model, not a curated record